ACGGAAACGACUACGCAAGUGCACUAACGCGAUGACGUAGUAGAACGUCCCAGGAAAUAUCCUGCUGGGUCUCAAUUAGAAGCGCACAAAGUCAUUCAAGAUGGUGUUAGAAAGUAUCUCCAGGAUUAUCAAAAUGCAACUUCCAGCGUACCUCAAGAAGCUGCCCAUUCCGGAAAAAAUCGGAGACUUUGCGCGACUGACAGUUUCAGAGUGGCUGAGGCUUCUCCCAUUAUUGGGGAUUUUGGCUCUGUUGGGUUAUCUGACCAUCCGGCCCUUCCUGCCCAAGAAGAACAAGCAAAGAGACAGUCUAAUAAAUCUGAAGAUCCAAAAAGAAAACCCUAGAGUGAUGAAUGAGAUUGACAUUGAAGACCUGAGGACUCCAAGUGUUUGUUACUGUCGCUGCUGGCGAUCUAAAACGUUUCCUGUUUGUGAUAAAUCACACUUAAAGCAUAACGAGCUGACGGGGGACAACGUUGGUCCACUUGUUCUUAAGAAGAAGACUAUCUAGCCCACCUGUUUUGGGACAAAACUCUAUUUGUUUGUUUUUUUUUAUGCAUAUUUUUCUCCACUGAAAAACCUACUGUAAUUUUUGUUGUACUUAGCCCAAACAUUUUCUUACUUAUUGUGCAGGAAUAUAGAGCUGUAAAUUUAGACUAAAAUGCUCAAGAUAUUGUGGUUGACCCUGAGAGAUUAAUUAUAUUGAUUUACUUUUUGUUACAUUUUUCUGGUUUAUUUUUUAUAUAUAUACUUGGCAAAUGUAGUUUGACUUUUGUGUGCAAUAUUAACAAGACCACAAGGAAAAUGUCGAAUCUUUGUGGCCAAGUGUCUUUUUCGGCUUUAAUCUAUAUCUAGAUUCAGUUUUAACUAAGUUGCCUUGUACUAUUACUAUUUUAUGUGCGUUUGACAUUUUGUAAAACGAAAAAAAAAAAAGUCACACUUUUAACUUUUCAAUGUGAAGUACAUUAUUAGGAUUUGCUUUUGUUGUUUUUACUUGUUUGCCAUUUUCUACAGCAUUAUUCCUAAACCAACAAGAGUUCUAAAAUGUUUGCCAAAUUAUUUUUAACAUGUGCAGGAUACUAAACUUGACUUUUGUUUGUAUACCUACAAACAUUCCCCAUUGCCUGAGAUUGUAACAAAGCUAUUGUUACACAUUAUUUAUAUAUUACAACAUUUAUCAUAAUGUAACAAAGAAAUGUGGCCUCUUUUCACUGUCCACCUGAACCAACAUGCUGCAACAAUUACAAUUCAUAUCAUAUGUACAUUCAAAAGUUAUAAAUAGUUCGACAAUCCCUUGGUUUUCACACAUUUUUUUUCUCUUGUGUCACUUGAUUUCAUAUUUGACGGCCCUUGUUCAUAGAUGUUUUCAUAAAGUGCAUUUGUGUGAUAACUGGAAUGUGCCUAAUAACUUUUGUAAAAUAAAAGGUAAACAAACUUG
Megalobrama amblycephala (Wuchang bream) is the source of this 1435-nucleotide messenger RNA. RefSeq names its product CDGSH iron sulfur domain 2 (gene cisd2). Gene Ontology annotation, molecular function: 2 iron, 2 sulfur cluster binding. The transcript has 3 exons. Gene Ontology annotation, cellular component: intracellular membrane-bounded organelle; mitochondrial outer membrane. Gene Ontology annotation, biological process: autophagy of mitochondrion; regulation of autophagy. The record is from RefSeq and is a predicted model, not a curated record. The coding region runs from base 101 to 508 and encodes 135 amino acids. NCBI's taxonomy places the organism in Eukaryota, Metazoa, Chordata, Actinopteri, Cypriniformes, Xenocyprididae.